AAGAAGCUACUUUUCUUUGAAAAAUAAGGACAUUUCUAAGUGACCCCAAUCUUUUGAGCAGUAGUUAGAUAUUCAUAAAAAUAUUCAAGAAAUUUUAACUUGAUAUAUCAAAGACUUUCCAAGAUUUAGUAAUUUGAAGAACUGCCUUUUCACCCUGAAUUUUGAAGCCAUGUUUGGAUGACAGUAUUUCUUUGAGUCACUUUGGACAUCACAUGUUCAGCCCUACUGCUAGUGAAAUAGGCACAUGGAACUUGAUAAAUCGAUCUAGAAUUAAAAGGAUGCUGUAUUAACUAUACAGAGCUAGAUAUUACAGUUUAAAGCCUAUCAGAGGUGGUCGAGCAGAAGGCUCCUGAUGAUCUGAGAUGGAAUAACCCAGAUAGAGAUUUGACCUUUGGACCAUUUCAUCCUGUUUGUUUUCUUUAAUCGUAUUUCAGAAUGGAUAUGUCAGCCAUCCAGGUCAAGCAUAAUUUACUUGAAGUGAAAUGGAAGAGAUCUAAAGCUGUGUGCAGAUCAUCGUUGUUGGGUGUGAAGACAGCAGACUCAUCAGAGAUCAUUUCUCCACUAGAUGUUGUUAAAGUCACAGCUGACAUUGAGUCUGUUCACAACAGCUUGAAUUAGAUUUUGAGAACAGUGGAGACAAACCAGUCUCAGAAAAUUAAUUCUUGAAGAAUCUCUGCGAAAAACCUAUUUUGAAACACUCACACUUUUAUCAGCAGUUUUACAUCCAGAAUACUGCUAGAAAUGGUAAAUUGUAAAAAGUAGCAUUUCACUUUCAUGUAUUUGUUUAUUUAUUUCUGCAGUCUUGCUGUCAUUCAGAAUCUGUUCAUAGCUUCUUUCUGAAGAAUGCAAAAAAUAAUAUUUCUGCUAGAAACUGUGAUCAGAGAGAGAUGGAAAAGGAUGAACACGGCGGAACAAAAAGCUGUUAACUCAGUGUUUCUGCCGGAGCUUUACAGUGAGACACCAGGCAAAAUAAACAAAAGAAAAUCCUCCAGCGGCGUCAGUUUUCCUGAUGUGUGGACUGAGCUGGAGGACGGUUGUUUUGUCUCAGAUGAAUAUUUGAUCAGAAGAAGUAAAGAUGAGUUCAGUCCAGAAUCUGAGAGAGUUGAUCAACCAGCGACUAACUGCUGCUGCUGAAGAAAUAUUCACAGAGUUUGAGAAAACCAUCGUCCAGUACGAGGAGGAGAUCGAUCGUCAGCGCAGACUGCUGGAUAACAUCUGGAAACCACAGAUAACACAACACACAGCAGUUCUCCCACAGCAACAUGUCUGUAAGGAAGAGAAGGUUCUCACUGGCAACCAGCUCAACCACCAUGAGAUGAUAUCCAGUCUGGACACAGAGCCUCCACAGAUUAAAGAGGAGCAGGAGGAACUCUGCAACAGCCUGGAGGGUCAGCAACUUGCACCAAGUCAGGAGACACAUGCCUUUAUGCUGGUUCAGUGCAAGUCCAAAUGUAGAGAAUUGUCCGGAGAAAUAUUCAGAGUCUUUGAAAAAACUCUUGUGCAGUAUGAGGAAAAGUUUUAUCAUCAGCGUCGACUGCUGGAUGUCAUCUGGACACCCCAAAUGAAGUUACAAUCAGUGGAGCUCACACAGCAACAUGUCUGCAUUGAGGAAGACGUUGUCACUGAGCAGCAACUCUGCAAUCAGGAAAUGAAGUCCAGUCUGGACCACGAGGACUCAAAGCCUCCACAGAUAAAAGAGGAACAGGAAGAAAUCUGCACCAGUGUUUUCCAGGAGGACACAGAGCUUGUGCAGAUUAAAGACGAACAGGAGGAACUCUGCACCAGUGUGGACAUGGAAGAACCAGAUCCUCAUGCAAUUAAAGAAGAACAGGAGGAACUCUGCACCAGUGUUGACCAGGAGGAGCCAGAACUUCCACAGAUUAAAGAGGAACAGGAUGAAGUCUGUACCAGUCAGGAGGGAGAGCAGUUGGUACUGAAGCAGAAGAUUGAUAUCUUUGUUGUCAUUCCUAUUUGUGAGGAAAGUGAUCAAAAUAGGAGAAACAGCAGUCACAGUAAAAAUGUAGACAAUUCUGUUACGUCAGAGGGUCAGUUUAUUACUGACAGCACAGAGGAAAAAUCUGUAAAAUGUGGCAUCUGUGGAAAAACUUUUAAGUCUAGGUGCUCUUUAAAGAAACAUCACCUUAGUCACACGAGUGAGAGGCCAUACUCUUGUGGCAUCUGUGGAAAACCCUUUAAGUCUAGGUGCUAUUUAAAGAAACAUUAUCUUAGUCACACAAGUGAGAAACCAUACACUUGUGAAACAUGUGGGAAAUGUUUUAAUCGCAGUGGUAGUUUGAAACGCCACAUGGUAACACACGCAGGUGAGAAACAAUAUCGUUGCGACAUAUGUGGAAAAAAUUUCACUUUAAGUCGCAGCUUAAAAGUCCACAUGCGACUCCAUACAGGUGAGAAGCCAUAUUCUUGUGAAACUUGUGGAAAAAGUUUCACCUUAAGUCAUGGUUUGAAAGUGCAUAUGAGAAGCCACACAGCUGAGAAGCCGUAUCCUUGUGAAGAAUGUGGGAAAAGUUUUGUUAAUCGCUCUCACUUGAAAAACCACAUGAUGUUUCACACAGGUGAGAAACCGUACAGCUGCACCACCUGUGGCAAAAGAUUUUCUCAACAAUCAGCACUUAGAACACAUAUUAGAAUCCACACAGGUGAGAAGCCGUUUUCUUGCAAAUCAUGUGGAAGAAGUUUCAAUCGAAGUGGUAUUUUGUUGCGGCACAUGAGAACUCACACAGAUAGGUCAGAAUCCGCAAACAUUAGCCCCACUGACCGGACAAAGAGUCAGAUCGAUCAACUCUCCAGACAUAGGGACCCCUUCUACAUCAACAUCAUCAAGUUAUCUAAACAUCCCAGAACCUACACAAACACAUUCCAUACUUUAGAUAAUAUAAAUGACGUGUCUCAGUCAGAUGAAGUAAAGAUGAAUUCAGUCCAGAAUCUGAGAGAGUUGAUCAACCAGCGACUAACUGCUGCUGCUGAAGAAAUAUUCACAGAGUUUGAGAAAACCAUCGUCCAGUACGAGGAGGAGAUCGAUCGUCAGCGCAGACUGCUGGAUAACAUCUGGAAACCACAGAUAACACAACACACAGCAGUUCUCCCACAGCAACAUGUCUGUAAGGAGGAGAAGGUUCUCACUGACAACCAGCUCAACCACCAGGAGAUGAUAUCCAGUCUGGACACAGAGCCUCCACAGAUUAAAGAGGAGCAGGAGGAACUCUGCAACAGCCUGGAGAGUCAGCAACUUGCACCAAGUCAGGAGACACAUGCCUUUAUGCUGGUUCAGUGCAAGUCCAAAUGUAGAGAAUUGUCCGGAGAAAUAUUCAGAGUCUUUGAAAACACUCUUGUGCAGUAUGAGGAAAAGUUAUAUCAUCAGCGUCGACUGCUGGAUGUCAUCUGGACACCCCAAAUGAAGUUACAAUCAGUGGAGCUCACACAGCAACAUGUCUGCAUUGAGGAAGACGUUGUCACUGAGCAGCAACUCUGCAAUCAGGAAAUUAAGUCCAGUCUGGACCACGAGGACUCAAAGCCACCACGGAUAAAAGAGGAACAGGAAGAAAUCUGCACCAGUGUUUUCCAGGAGGACACAGAGCUUGUGCAGAUUAAAGAAGAACAGGAGGAACUCUGCACCAUUGUGGACAUGGAAGAACCAAAUACUUCAUCAAUUAAAGAAGAACAGGAGGAACUCUGCACUAGUGCAGACAUGGAAGAGCAAGAACUUCCACAGAUUAAAGAGGAACAGGAUGAAGUCUGUACCAGUCAGGAGGGAGAGCAGCUUGUAUUGAAGCAGAAGAUUGAUAUCUUUGUUGUCAUUCCUAUUUGUGAGGAAAGUGAUCAAAAUAGGAGAAACAGCAGUCACAGUGAAAAUGUAGACAAUUCUGUAACGUCAGAGGGUCAGUUUAAUACUGACAACACAGAGGAAAAGUCUGUAAAAUGUGGCAUCUGUGGAAAAACUUUUAAGUCUAGGUGCUCUUUAAAGAAACAUCACCUUAGUCACACAAGUGAGAGGCCAUACUCUUGUGGCAUCUGUGGAAAACCCUUUAAGUCUAGGUGCUAUUUAAAGAAACAUUAUCUUAGUCACACAAGUGAGAAACCAUACACUUGUGAAACAUGUGGGACAUGUUUUAAUCGAAGUGGUAGUUUGAAACGCCACAUGGUAACACACGCAGGUGAGAAACCGUAUCCUUGCAGUGUAUGUGGAAAAAAUUUCACUUUAAGUCGCAGCUUAAAAAUCCACAUGCGACUCCAUACAGGUGAGAAGCCAUAUUCUUGUGAAACAUGUGGAAAAAGUUUCACCUUAAGUCAUGGUUUAAAGAACCAUAUGAGAAUCCACACAGCUGAGAAGACAUAUUCUUGUGAAAUAUGUGGAAAAAGUUUCAUUUUUAGUCAUGAUUUGAAAGUCCACAUGAUGUCACACACAGGUGAGAAACCGUACAGCUGCACCACCUGUGGCAAAGGUUUUUCUCAACAAUCAGCACUUAGAACGCAUAUUAGAAUCCACACAGGUGAGAAGCCGUUUUCUUGUAAAUCAUGUGGAAAAAGUUUCAAUCAAAGUGGUAUUUUGUUGCGGCACAUGAGAACUCACACAGAUAGGUCAGAAUCCGCAAACAUUUUGGAGAAUUGUCUCCCACAGCAACAUGUCUGUAAGGAGGAGAAGGUUCUCACUGGCAACCAGCUCAACCACCAGGAGAUGAUAUCCAGUCUGGACACAGAGCCUCCACAGAUUAAAGAGGAGCAGGAGGAACUCUGCAACAGCCUGGAGAGUCAGCAACUUGCACCAAGUCAGGAGACACAUGCCUUUAUGCUGGGAGACAUGAGACUGAGGAUCAUGGAAAACGCCUCCAAUUGGGGUCGUCCACACUGGGAGGAGUCGCAGGCCAUGACCACUGGGGGCGCUGGCACCCAGACCCACAGACCCCCCGACCCCGACAGACAGGGGGACCCCCACACUGAGGUGGGGAGCCCCCCAACCAGCCAGGCUGAAGGGACUCAUGGACAGCACCCCCAGCAGCAGACCAGAUACAGGACCCAUCCUGAGGUUCUCCGGCAGGCUGUUCCACAGGUGGGGGCCAUAGUGGCUAAAUGCCGCCUCACCGUGGAGCUCACACAGCAACAUGUCUGCAUUGAGGAAGACGUUGUCACUGAGCAGCAACUCUGCAAUCAGGAAAUGAAGUCCAGUCUGGACCACGAGGACUCAAAGCCUCCACAGAUAAAAGAGGAACAGGAAGAAAUCUGCACCAGUGUUUUCCAGGAGGACACAGAGUUUGUGCAGAUUAAAGAGGAACAGGAGGAACUCUGCACCAGUGUGGACAUGGAAGAACCAAAUACUUCAUCAAUUAAAGAAGAACAGGAGGAACUCUGCACCAGUGCAGACAUGGAAGAGCAAGAAGUUCCACAGAUUAAAGAGGAACAGGAUGAAGUCUGUACCAGUCAGGAGGGAGAGCAGCUUGUAUUGAAGCAGAAGAUUGAUAUCUUUGUUGUCAUUCCUAUUUCAGAUGAAGUAAAGAUGAAUUCAGUCCAGAAUCUGAGAGAGUUGAUCAACCAGCGACUAACUGCUGCUGCUGAAGAAAUAUUCACAGAGUUUGAGAAAACCAUCGUCCAGUACGAGGAGGAGAUCGAUCGUCAGCGCAGACUGCUGGAUAACAUCUGGAAACCACAGAUAACACAACACACAGCAGGUCUCCCACAGCAACAUGUCUGUAAGGAGGAGAAGGUUCUCACUGGCAACCAGCUCAACCACCAGGAGAUGAUAUCCAGUCUGGACACAGAGCCUCCACAGAUUAAAGAGGAGCAGGAGGAACUCUGCAACAGCCUGGAGAGUCAGCAACUUGCACCAAGUCAGGAGACACAUGCCUUUAUGUUGGUUCAGUGCAAGUCCAAAUGUAGAGAAUUGUCCGGAGAAAUAUUCAGAGUCUUUGAAAAAACUCUUGUGCAGUAUGAGGAAAAGUUUUAUCAUCAGCGUCGACUGCUGGAUGUCAUCUGGACACCCCAAAUGAAGUUACAAUCAGUGGAGCUCACACAGCAACAUGUCUGCAUUGAGGAAGACGUUGUCACUGAGCAGCAACUCUGCAAUCAGGAAAUGAAGUCCAGUCUGGACCACGAGGACUCAAAGCCUCCACAGAUAAAAGAGGAACAGGAAGAAAUCUGCACCAGUGUUUUCCAGGAAGACACAGAGCUUGUGCAGAUUAAAGAGGAACAGGAAGACUUCUGCACCAGUGUUUUCCAGGAGGACACAGAACUUGUACAGAUUAAAGAUGAACAGGAGGAACUCUGCACCAGUGUGGACAUGGAAGAACCAAAUACUUCAUCAAUUAAAGAGGAACAGGAGGAACUCUACACCAGUGUUGACCAGGAGGAGCCAGAACUUCCACAGAUUAAAGAGGAACAGGAUGAAGUCUGUACCAGUCAGGAGAGACAGCAGCUUGUAUUGAAGCAGAAGAUUGAUGUCUUUAUUGUGAGGCCCAUUUGCGAGGAAAGUGAUCAGAAUUUGAGAAACAGCAGUCACAGUAAAAAUGUAGACAAUUCUGUAACGUCAGAGGGUCAGUUUAAUACUGACAGCACAGAGGAAAAAUCUGUAAAAUGUGGCAUCUGCGGAAAAACCUUUAAGUCUGUGUGCUCUUUAAAGAAACAUCAAAUUUGUCACACAGGUGAGAAACCAUACACUUGUGAAACAUGCGGGACAUGUUUUAAUCGAAGUGGUAGUUUGAAACACCACAUGGUAACACACACAGGUGAGAAACCGCAUCCUUGCAGUGUAUGUGGAAAAAGUUUCACUUUAAGUCGCAGUUUAAAAAUCCACAUGCGACUCCAUACAGGUGAGAAACCAUAUUCCUGUGAAACGUGUGGAAAAAGUUUCACCUUAAGUCAUGGUUUGAAAGUCCAUAUGAGAAUCCACACAGCUGAGAAGCCGUAUGCCUGUGAAGAAUGUGGGAAAAGUUUUGUUCAUAGCGCUCACUUGAAAGUCCACAUGAUGUCACACACAGGUGAGAAACCGUACAGCUGCACCACCUGUGGCAAAUGUUUUUCUCAACAAUCAGCACUUAGAACACAUAUUAGAAUCCACACAGGUGAGAAGCCGUUUUCUUGUAAAUCAUGUGGAAAAAGUUUCAAUCAAAGUGGUAUUUUGUUGCGGCACAUGAGAACUCACACAGAUAGGUCAGAAUCCGCAAACAUUUUGGAGAAUUAAGUUUGAAACAACUUGUUAGAAUUGUUGGAGCUUAAAAGUUCCAAUUCCAAGCAUCUUUCAACUGCGCUUUCACAUCAAUCCUGUGAAUUUCUGUCAUGUCACUGUUACAGCCCUGGGCCGCUGCACUCCUCCUCUGCUACAUUUGUAUUAGGUACAGCUGCGUGCUGGUCCUGCAUCUUCAUCCGUUCCACCUCCAUGUUCUUGCCCUGCUCAGAACCCCUGGAGCUGAGGUUGGAUUGGACCAUUCUGAACUACUGCAGUGCCAGGAGGACUUCAAAAGGCUCAUUCAUGCCAGCAUUUGGGGCAGUUCUAGUUAGUAGAGGUUGAGCUGCCUGGUGUUUCUGUGAACAUUUGUGAACCUUUGUGCCUGUGGUUAGAAUGUGUAUGGAGGUAAAAGCUUUGACUUGAAUGGAAACACUAGUAGAGAAUUCUUUGUUAGUUUUCAGUUAGGUGUGCUGCUGCUGUGUAGUUUGGUUUAGAGUCUUCUUGGUUUUGGUCAUCUUUUGUUUUCAUUAAAUCAUAAUAUCAACUUCUGAGUAGUGUUGCUUUCGUCAACGAAAAUUAUGACGAAAUAUCGUCGUCAACGGAACUUUAUCACUUGACGAAAACGAGAUGAGACGAAAUAAUUUCGUCUCGUCUCGUUUUGGUCAACGAAAAUGAAGAGACAUUUAAGCAGAGUUUUUAUUUUGUAAACCAAAUUUCGUCUCGUUUUUAUUCAUCAACAAUAUUGUAUUAUAUAUUUUAUUAUAGUUAUCAUCGCAUAACCACCAUUUACGUUUCGUCUUGUCUCGUUUUCGUCAAGUGAUAAAGGUUCGUUGACGACGAUAUUUCGUCAUAAUUUUCAUUGACGAAAGCAACACUACUUCUGAGCGAAGUUCACUUUCUGUUAUGUUUGUUUUGUUUCAGCAGCAUCCAUUCCCUUUUAACCCUGUAGUUUCUCAGACAUCUAUGAUGUGAAGGUGAAGAAGUCUUGUUUGCUUCAUAAUAAGUUUAUUACAACAAAGACCAGCAUCUGAUCAGGCACCAUGGACUGUCCAGGAGUCUGAUUCAGAACCAAAAUGAGUCUCUCCCUGAACUACAAUCUGAACUCACUUAUAUAGGUUUGUGUUUGUUUGUUUACUGUUAGUAACAGAGCCCCACUGACCGGACAAAGAGUCAGAUCGAUCAACUCUCCAGACAUAGGGACCCCUUCUACAUCAACAUCAUCAAGUUAUCUAAACAUUCCAGAACCUACACAAACACAUUCCAAACUUUAGAUAAUAUAAAUGACGUGUCUCAGGUCAGAUACUACAACCCUCUUACUUUUUUGUACUUUGGUGAACAUGCCCCUUUCAAAUUAAAUUUGAUCAUUCGUUAGGAUCCGGCUUCCCCAGACAGCCGUGUCGUAUCAGUCACAUUGUGAGAGAUGGCAGAAUUUCCUGGACAUUAUUUAAUUGUAACACCACAUCAUAAUUUAAACUGUUUUUACAAUUAUUUAAUUCAUUUUUAUUAUUCUUAUUAUUUCCUCUUUUUUCUGUUUAUUUAAUUAUUUAUUUAUUUAGCUAUUUGCAUUGGUAAAAUCUUAUGUCUUCAUAGAGUUGCACCAGCUUCAACUGACUAAGAAUAAAAUGAUUCCUAAGGUCAGCAUCAAAAAUUUAUUUCAUAAUCUAUUUCACUAAACUACAAUUUCAAUACUAUUUUGAACCAUUAAAUUAAAACUACUACCAAAACUGCCAUAUAGAUGUCUUGGCUGAAGAAAUUCUUUAUAGCAGAGUUUGACAGCAUUCAGAUUUAACUCUUUCACACUCAAGUAGCCCAUAUGCACCUGGCUGUAUAAUACUGGGGAGAAAAAAAGGUGAUAUUGAGAUAUUUAGUUUUACUGUGAUGCAUAUGGCAACACUGUGCUUUCUUUUGUCAAAAAUAUUUUCUAACAACUGACCAGGGUAGCGUUAUCAUGGCCAAAAUAAUAAUUACGAUUGUUUUGAUGUGUUUUGAGAUCACAUUUAGCCUAUUUAACCCAAUUCAUUGAGUUCAGAGAAAAUAUUCAUUGCACUUUCAGAUUUAAAUAAACAGAGCAUUGCUUUAA
Molecule: messenger RNA, 9254 nt
Organism: Amphiprion ocellaris (clown anemonefish)
Lineage: Eukaryota; Metazoa; Chordata; Actinopteri; Pomacentridae
Exons: 14
Coding region: 1076-7189 (2037 amino acids)
Biological process (GO): regulation of transcription by RNA polymerase II
Cellular component (GO): nucleus
Molecular function (GO): RNA polymerase II cis-regulatory region sequence-specific DNA binding; DNA-binding transcription factor activity, RNA polymerase II-specific
Source: RefSeq, a predicted model, not a curated record